Hydractinia symbiolongicarpus is the source of this 2698-nucleotide messenger RNA. RefSeq lists its product as uncharacterized. The transcript has 11 exons. Lineage: Eukaryota; Metazoa; Cnidaria; Hydrozoa; Anthoathecata; Hydractiniidae. Bases 467 to 2125 code for a protein of 552 amino acids. The record is from RefSeq and is a predicted model, not a curated record.
GAAGCAUUUUCUAAAAGUUGGGACAAAUCAAGUGAUUUGUUGGUGAACAGAAGCGUUUAAAUUAAGUAAAGCUAGCUAACUACAGCUAGCUAGCUAGCUUAUUUGUAUUACAUUGUUCAGUUUUACAGACAGAUAUUUGUAUUAAGUUUCGUGCACUGUCUUGUCAAAAUCAUUUACUUCUAUUCUUAGUCCCUGCCUCAAUGUUUAAUUCAUAAUGUUUGUCAUUUUAUAUAUCCCAAUCAGCCUUUUAUAUUUUGUGGUUCAAUUUUCAGGAGGGAUUCUGACCUACAAAACCUUAGGCAUGAUGGAGUUGAGGUUGUAGACAAAAGACAAAAGAAGAUCCAUACUCAAGAAAAUAUAUUGCAUGCCUAGAUAAUUUAGGCUGCUGAAAAGUACUGCAAUACUACCUUGAGGACAAAAAUUGUUGUUGAUUGAAUUUAUUGCAAUUUGAAGCCCUUAGAGAAUAAUGAAUGAAUCAGAUGAUGAAGAUCUCUUCGCACCACAAUUUUUACAAAACCAUAAAAAAGUUAUAAACGAAAAAUCAAAGAUUUCUUUGGCAUCUUUAUUAAACGAGAAGAACAAAGAAAGCAGUAUAAAAAAAGCAUCUGAGGAUAUUCUUCACUUGGAAAAUCAAUUUGGAGAAGCAGAUCUACUUAACCUGGAACGAGAAAUAGAGGAUGAUGCAAACAUUCUUGAAGCUUCCCAGAUAUCGCAGGAUCUUGAUUACUCACAAGAUGUACCAGAAGAAAACGUUUUCCAAAACUUUGAUGAUAAACAAGAAAGCAAUUUAAAACAGUUGACGUCACAAUUUCAAAAUGAUUUUCCAGACACAUUUCCUGGUGUAAAGAUCUUUGUUUAUCCAGUAGAAUCAUUUGAAUUAAAGUCUUAUGUUAAUGUGAUAGUUAAAUUUGUAAUGGGCCCAGAAGAACUGGAGGAUGCUGAAAUUGAAGAAAUGGAUAAUCCAAAUUUUCUUUAUGAUAUUCUCAAUGCUUGUGUACCUGUUAAUGGAAAAUUUUCAAGUGAAGUUUGCAAGUGUUUUUGGAAAGUUACGUAUGGUUGUAAUGACUAUAAAACAUCCCAGAGUGCACUUCGUGUUUUAACAAAUUAUCUCUUGAAUAAUAAUGAUCCUGAUAUUUGGCUACCUUCAUUUCAAGAUUUUAUUGAUGUUUUGUUAUUCUUUGGAGCUGAUGUCACUGUUUUAAUUCCUGAAACCUCACCACCUCAUCUCCUCACCUACAGAACAGUUAAAAAAAACAAUCAAGAAAAUAUAUCUGUUCACUCUAACACGACUAGAAAAUCUUUCAACACCAACUUGCAUAAUUUCACGUCGUUUGUGAAACUGCUCACAAUAUACAUUCAGACAUUCCCAUUGCGUUACGGUAUUGAUGAAUUGAAUUCUAUGCUUCUUCUGAGUUUUCUUUUCAAUGUCGAAAAAGUUUUGCAAGUUGCAUUGUGGGAUAUAAAAGUUUUAAUUGGUGCAUUGUUGGAUGCAUACAGUGCAACGCAAUGGAAGGAAGAGAUGCAUGCUAUAUGUACAUCUGUUUCAUCUAUGGAUAUACAUCACAGAAACUUGUUGCAAAUUGUGGAAGCUAUACCUCCGACACGUCGUGGUGUACAUUUUCAACAACAGCUGGCCUACCUUCUUGUGAAUUUGAUCCUCAAAAAAACUACGAUAGAGGCUGCAGAAAUUAUCUUACCUCGUCACGUGAUGUCAUUACUGCAGUAUAUUCGUAUAGAUGAAAACACAGAUUAUUUUGAGUUAUUUUCUGCGUGCUCUAUGCUGUCAAGUGUUUUGUGUGUUGAUGAUGUGGCGUCAUCAGAAAAGACGAAUUUAUCCAACAUUGCUUCAAAACUAGGAAGCCUUCAUGCGAGCAUAAAAGAAUGUCAAGGUCGUUAUCUUGAUAGAACUAAGGUGAAAGGUGUGUUACUUCGACUUGUGAGCAAGUAUACAUUCGCUGCACAGAACUUGCAAACGCAGAGCCAUUUAGACACUUAUUUCGAAAAGGCAGAUUCUGAUAUCAAAAUCGAAAAUCUUAAACAAUCCUUAGAAAGUGAAGAUGACGGCGAUAGUGAUGACAGUUCGAAUGAUAACAGUACCUUGCCAAAGAAAUCCAUAGGCAGAUAAAUAGCAAGAAAAUUGGACUGAGGAAAGAUCAACACAAAGCCCGAAUACUUAGGAUAAUAAUAAUCAUAGAAAAUUGGCGAAAUUCAAUGUGGCAAUAAGGAAAUUAAAAAGUUUUCAAUUUCACAGAUCGUCUGAAGUCAUGCAUGCGUUACUGUUUAAAAACAUGUCUGAACUCGACAGACAAUAUUAUACCGUGUGAGACCACCGAGUUUGUGUUAGCUUCCGUAAGACAAUGUUGGAAAAAAGCAAGGAACACGACAAACUUUGAAAUACUCAAUUAGUGUGACAGAGAACGAGCUAUAGUAAAUUUUGUACAAAUGUAUUAUAUAUGUAAAGUUCUACUGACUAAAUGUACGCCCUUAUUUGCAAAUUUAGUGUCGAUAAAGUGUCAGCAAUGCCUUUUCUUGCGCCACCAAUUAUGUCCUCUGUUGUAGAUGCCAAAGUGAAAAAUGCAUAUUAUUUUUUCGACUGCAAUGAACAUACUCCUGGUUAUGUAUUUUUCAAAUUUUCUUUUUAUAUAAUUCUGUUUUUUAUUUUGCGCCUUUUUUACGCUUAACAUGGUUAAAAUCUAAA